Rhododendron vialii is the source of this 2990-nucleotide messenger RNA. RefSeq names its product G-type lectin S-receptor-like serine/threonine-protein kinase SD3-1. Gene Ontology annotation, biological process: protein phosphorylation; recognition of pollen. Bases 402 to 2660 code for a protein of 752 amino acids. The record is from RefSeq and is a predicted model, not a curated record. The transcript has 2 exons. Lineage: Eukaryota; Viridiplantae; Streptophyta; Magnoliopsida; Ericales; Ericaceae. Gene Ontology annotation, molecular function: ATP binding; protein serine/threonine kinase activity.
UUUGCCGACACUUCUUUGCGCACGUGAAUAAGUGUGCUCAAUUUGUUUGUUUAUGUUGUCUUGAAGAACCUUUAUAGUUGAAAUUUUUGAAGAAUUGUGAGAGUGCGGUUCAAUCCUUUCAUUAUCAACGGAAAAUUUGUCAAUAUUGAUGUCGUGUUUGUCAUGUUCAAUCGUCUUUACAAUUGUUUGGUCUUGAAAACCUUGAGGUCGUGUUUUGGACAGUGGAGUUAUGAUAAUGAAAAUCUUUAAGGAAAAGAUAAAGGGAUGAUGAAAAGAAGCUAAGUUUGUCAUUGUCAUUUCCGUUAGCAAAUAUCACCGUAAAUCAAUAAUACAAACACAGCCUGAGAGAGUUCCCAACUUAGUUGCCUGAUUUGACCUAAUUAUUUCUUCCAUAUGCAGUUAUGCUUGGGAAAGAGAAAAUACUCCUGGGUUCAGCUUUCCAACUCUUCAUCUCAACUGGAUUCUUGCUCUUUUCCGUUUCCAUCUGUCAAAUUCCCUUGGGUUCAAAACUUUCUGUCGUAGAAAACAACCGUUGGACCUCCUCCAAUGGGAAUUUCGCUAUUGGGUUUUUUAACCGUUUGGCUCAGUAUAGUGUCGGGAUCCAUUUCAAUUCGAACUCCAUUCCAGUCAGUAAACAAACAGUGGUUUGGGUUGCCGGAGCUGACUUAACUGUGGGCAAUAAUUCCUACUUCCAUCUAACCCAAGAUGGAGACCUGGUUUUGUUUGAUUCCGAUGUAGGAUUCAUUUCUUGGACAAGCAACACUACCAAUUCAUCCGUUGCUUCGGCAGUUCUCUUAAAUACUGGCAACUUUGUUCUUCUCAGCAAAAAGAGAGAGAUUGUUUGGCAAAGCUUUGACACCCCAACUGACACACUUCUACCCUCUCAGACUCUAUCUGUUAUUCAGACACUCCGUGCUUCAAGUAGAAAUUCAAUAUCAAGUUACUACAGUCUUCACAUAAAAGACCAAUUGCAACUCCGGUGGGAAAACAAUGUUUUCUACUGGAAUAGCAAAAGCAGAUCCAAAUCGAUUUUACAAGCCAUUCUCAACUCCGACGGAACCCUACAGCUUCUUGACCAAAGAUCGGAAGUGGUUUGGUCUGUUUUUGGAGAAGAUCACAAUGAUUCGGAUGUGAAAUACCGAUUUCUUAGACUGGAUGCGGAUGGAAAUCUUCGGAUGUACUCAUGGUUUGAUGUUUCAAAGACGUGGACCCCGGUUUGGGAAGCUGUUGAGAAUCAGUGUGAUGUUUUCGCAACUUGUGGGCAUUGUGGAAUAUGCGUUUUUAAUUCUUCUGGGUUUCCUGUCUGCAAAUGCCCCUUUAGAGCUACUACAACUGAGUCUAGCUUGAAAUGUUUGGUUCCAUAUGGCAAUGACUGUAAAUCUGGUUCCUUCAUCACAAAAUAUGAGCAUACAUUUUUGUAUGGAAUUUACCCACCGAAUGGAACGGUCACACUGGCUAGUUUGCAGAAAUGCAAGAGUUUGUGCCAAGAAGACCCUCGUUGCACUGCGGUGACUUUCACGAAUGAUGUGACUCCACAAUGCCGGAUUAUGAAAACACAAUACAUUACUGGUCAAUCAAACCCAUCUUUGAGUUCUAUAUCUUUUGUUAAGAGGUGCUCCGAUCCACUUGCUGCUUUACCUAUUUCCCCUGCAUCUUCAUCGUCUUCUCCAGAUGGGUUUUGUAUUCCUUGCCUAACUGGAAUGGCAUUAGGCACAUUUUUAGUGUUUGUUGUAAUUCAGGCUGGGAUCGGCUUCUAUUUCUACAAGAGAAGGAAACAUAUGAGGAGGAAAGCUGCUUUAGCUUACACUAGUACCAACUCAAAAGGUUCUAUUGCAUUUUCCUUCUCUGAAAUCAAAGAAGUUGCAGCAAAUUUUAAGCACCAAAUUGGACCAAAGAUGUUCAAAGGUGUGCUUCCAAACAAUCAACCGGUUGCAGUGAAAGACAUCAAAGAUGUAGAUAUUGAAGCUAGAAAGUUCCGAAACACGGUUUCAAAAAUUGGAAGUAUUUACCACAAAAACCUUGUUCAGCUCGAGGGUUACUGUUGUGAUUCAAACCAUAGAUUUUUGGUCUACGAGUUUGCCAAGAACGGUUCACUGGCAAAAUGCAUAGAAGAUCCUAAGACGUGCAAGAGGUUGACAUGGGGGAAGAGAAUGGAGAUAUGCUUAUCCAUCGCAAGGGCAAUUGCUUACUUGCACUCGGGAUGUAGACAGUUCUUGAGUCACGGUAACUUGAAAUGCGAGAAUGUGGUUUUGGACGAAAACUUCAAUGCCAAGGUGAGCGAAUUCGGGUUGGGGAGAGAGAGAGUUGGCGGAGAGAGAGAUGUGAGGGAUUUUGGCAAUAUGGUGGUGGAAUUGGUAAGUGGGCGACGAGAGGGUGGUGGUGUUUGCGAGUGGGCUUAUGAGUUGUGGAAAAAAGGAGAGGUGGAGAUGGUAGUAGACCGGAGAAUAGAGGGUGGUUUGAAUUCGGAACAAUUGGAAAGGGCAUUGAGGAUUGCAUUCUGGUGUUUGCAAUUUGAUGAGGAAAUGAGGCCUUCAAUGGGAGAAGUCAUUAAGGUGUUGGAAGGCACUUUGAGUGUGGAUCCUCCUCCACCCCCUUUCGUUUCCCGCAGGCAACAAGAGGUAGAGGAAUCAUCAGAGUCUGAACUAGAGCAUAGAAUCUAACACAUGUAGAUUUGUUUCAUUUGAAGUUAUUUCUUCUCUUCGUUUUGUACAGUGGAGCUAACAGCACGGUUGACCAGACUGAGGUCAUUUUGCUAUGGUUGCGAAAUUUUAGUCCGUACUCUUUGGAGAAGGACUGAUGGACAUGGCCUUCUUUUCUUCCUACCCAAAAGUUUUGCCGCGUUUUCCACUGCACCGAAUAUAAUGUAUCGAUGUCGUCUUCUUAACUUUGAUUCAUUACUGGACAACGUUUUCUUCCAUUCUCUCUGUGGAUUUGGUAGAUUAGAUAAUUAUGACCUAGAAAUCAUUGGAUUGUAAGGUUGUUUUCUGGUU